Molecule: messenger RNA, 1005 nt
Organism: Olea europaea var. sylvestris
Lineage: Eukaryota; Viridiplantae; Streptophyta; Magnoliopsida; Lamiales; Oleaceae
Product: high-affinity nitrate transporter 3.1-like
Exons: 2
Coding region: 91-705 (204 amino acids)
Biological process (GO): nitrate transmembrane transport; response to nitrate
Cellular component (GO): plasma membrane
Molecular function (GO): nitrate transmembrane transporter activity
Source: RefSeq, a predicted model, not a curated record
AAUCAGACAUCUUGGCACAUCAGAUCAUCAGUGGGAUUUCAUAACUUUCCAUUAUCUUUCUCCCUGAUUGUUUGGAACUCCAUAGAGUUAAUGGCAAUUCAAGGUUUUCUUCUUGUUUCACUCCUGUUUUCAUGCUUGGCAGCCACUUCUGAUGGUGUAGAAACCUUCUCAUCUCUUCAGAAAAGUCUUAUAGUCACCGCUUCACCAAAACUCGGACAAGUACUGAAAGCUGGGGAAGACAAUAUAACAGUGACAUAUUCAUUCAACAAAUCCCUAGCAGCUGGGACAGAUUCAAGCUACAAGACAGUAAAGUUCAAGCUCUGUUACGCCGCUGUUAGCCAACAGGAUCGAGCCUGGAGAAGAACUGAGGACCACUUAAACAAAGAUAAGACCUGCCAACACCAUAUUGUUACUAAGCCAUACAGUUCCUCUAACACCACCUUCACCUGGACAGUAGAGAGGGAUGUGCCAACUGCUACAUACUUUGUCCGAGCAUAUGUUUAUAACUCUGCAGACCAAGAGAUAGCCUAUGGCCAAACCACGGAUGCUCAUAAGACCACUAAUUUGUUCAAUGUCCAGGCAAUUAGUGGACGCCAUGUGUCGCUUGACAUUGCCUCAAUUUGCUUCUCUGCUUUCUCUGUCGUGUCUUUGUUCGGUUUCUUCUUCCUGGAAAAAAGAAAAGCCAAGAUGUCCCAAGCAAAGUGAUGCAGUCUCUUGAGUACCUUAGUCAAAAACUACUCUACGUUCUAUUAGUACUUUGUAAUAGUCGAGUUGUGUUUUCUUCCUAUAUUAUAAUUUAACUGGAAGUCUCCAGUUGCAUGUAAACAAUCAAUAUAAAAAAUGCUCUCAGUCUAAUACAGAGCCUUUCAGGGACUUAUAAACCUUCUUGUAAUGAUAUUCAAGUUUGGCAGAGAAGCUCGGCUAUAGAAGUUAAAUAAAUUACUGAUCAUAUGUAUCAUCUCCUGUUCUAUUUAUUAAAGUUGUGAUAACCAUGUUUUCUGCCCA